Messenger RNA from Amphimedon queenslandica, 1191 nucleotides. RefSeq lists its product as uncharacterized. The transcript is spliced from 4 exons. NCBI's taxonomy places the organism in Eukaryota, Metazoa, Porifera, Demospongiae, Haplosclerida, Niphatidae. Bases 413 to 1024 code for a protein of 203 amino acids. The record is from RefSeq and is a predicted model, not a curated record.
AUUUCAGAACUGGGAAAAGGAGGCAAUUUUUUAUCUAGCUAUGCUUGGAUCAACUGCAUAGGUGGCUGCAGGAUUGGCAGAGUGGUUGGGGUAAGAAAAAUGGCGUGCGAAGCGUGCCGCGAUUUUGACCACACCCACUUUCUUUCGUGUAUUUUUGGCGUAUACUCAACGCACACAUACAUAUGAUAUACCAUAGAUAUAUACCCAAAAGGCACCCUCUUUUAUCUGUAAAGCUCUAUCCAACCUGUAAAGUACUUGUCCUAGUCCUCUUGGAAGGCUUGUUGAUGAAGGAAAGCAGAAAAGACUGUCUCUUGCUAGCCAUGGACCCAUGGUAAUUUUUUAUGACUAAAAAUGACGUCAUUAAUUAAAUUCUCAUUUCCGGUCAAAGUUUUUGGUUGUGCAUUGCCCAUCUAUGCCCGACCCAGCAGCUGCCUAUGAUCAACUGCAAUACUUAGUGGAUGUUCUAGGCUUCCAGUUCCAGCUAAGAGAAGGUAUUAAUCUAAGAAUAUCAGUGAUUCAUCUUGCAAGUGGUGUAGUAAGUUCACCUAAACCAAUGAGAGCAGAGCUAGGCUUGACUGUUGAAGAAUUAAAACGCCAUAUAGGAGAGGAAGGAUAUACUGAUAUUGUAUAUAAUCUCAAUUCAUCAUGUAUGAGACUAGUAAUGAGAGAGAAGGAUUACUGGAGUGAUAUUUCAGUCAGUGAUAUUAGUGAUGUAGGAGGUACUUUAAAGGAGAUAUUCAACAUGAGAAGACACAACAGUUCACAUACUCAGUUGCUGUAUGUAUCAUCAGAUCCUGAAGAUUAUCAAAAAGGAUUCAGAGAUAGUUUGAUGUACAAAUGUAUUGAAUUUGACUUCAACUGGAUACCACUGAACAUUACAAUACCUCCUGGACCUAAAGCCAGCAUACCCACUACAACUAAUAAAAGAAAUGGAAAAAUAAUAAUGAAAAUUAUAACAAUAGAAGAAGAAAAUAGAGGGGAAAAAAGAAGUGAUGAUAAAUAUUAUUUUGUAUUAUUAUUUUAAAAAGAUCAUUAAACAUUAUAUUCAAUACAGAGGUACAGGUACAAGUUGAUAAGAGAAUAACAUUAGCUCAAUUGAAGGAGGAGCUAGUUCCACUGAUUCGUGUACCACCUACUGGUUUUAUAGUGUAUGGAAUCAAUGGUUAUAAAUUGAAGAACCUGGAUGAGAUA